GUCAGCUGCAGCUUGCAAGCAGAAAGAAAAAGAGGGGACCUCCUUGUCAGCUCCCAAGGGCAUCACCAAAGGGUCUUCCAAAUGAAAGAGCGAGGGGAAGGACAACUGUCCACUCAAAAAAGGACCGGCCCUCCCUACAAGUGACAAACCAAUGAAGUCGUCGCCUCCCAAGCCUAACCACGGAGCAAGCAAGAGUUUAAUGACGAUGACUAGUCCCGUCACUCAGGGAACCAUCCGUCGACUUCUCACGCAUAAGGAACACGCUGUUGAGAUGGUUAAGUCAAUCAUCAAGGACACAAACUUGGAUCCUUGUGCCGAGCAGACAACAGAAGAGUUGGGAGCAUCGGAUCUUUUUGACCUUUCUAGGGCGUUGGUGCGUGUGAAGGCGCUUCAAGAUAGGAGCGUCGCUCAGGAAAGGGUGAUCAGCCUUUUACCCAAGCGUAAUAAGAACCUGACCAAUGAGUAAGAGCAAUACAAG
This is a messenger RNA of Quercus robur (English oak), 478 nucleotides long. RefSeq lists its product as uncharacterized. Bases 152 to 466 code for a protein of 104 amino acids. The transcript has 2 exons. Lineage: Eukaryota; Viridiplantae; Streptophyta; Magnoliopsida; Fagales; Fagaceae. The record is from RefSeq and is a predicted model, not a curated record.